Messenger RNA from Oryzias melastigma (Indian medaka), 2803 nucleotides. RefSeq names its product transmembrane 9 superfamily member 1 (gene tm9sf1). Gene Ontology annotation, biological process: protein localization to membrane. The transcript has 9 exons. The record is from RefSeq and is a predicted model, not a curated record. Gene Ontology annotation, cellular component: membrane. The coding region runs from base 545 to 2329 and encodes 594 amino acids. Lineage: Eukaryota; Metazoa; Chordata; Actinopteri; Beloniformes; Adrianichthyidae.
AUACAGGAAAUCCGGUCUGACAGACAAAAAUAAAAAGUCGUUGUAAUACUAGCUAAAACGUCCAAAUUUGUCAUUCAGGCGUUGUUAUAAAAGCACACCCUUAAAAAAGUAUUACUUUAAAAUAUAUUUUUAGCUUAAUUUUUGACGUAUCAAAUUAUGUUGCAGGUGUAUUUUUCGUUUCUCCGCCCACUCCGGAAAAUUGAAGGGACUCGUCGUUAUUUUUAUUUUUAAGGUGACGUGUUUGCCGGAGUCCUUUUUUUUUUUUCGCCGACCAAUGUGGCACUAAAUGUACCCGGAUAUGAUCGGCGUGGAUGUCUAACCCGCCAGUACACUUUGUCGCGGAUUUCGGAGAUGUUUAGCCGUAAGGUUGUGGCUUUGCUGUGAGCUCCACCGUCUGCGCAUACCGGAGCAGAGGAGACUGUCGGGGCCUGAAGUCCACGGAGUCCGGCGGACAGAGAGGUUUGGUCGGAUCUUCAGCAUCGGAAUUGAGGGGUUUUUUGUGCGCCGUGGAAGAGGACGCUUCCCGUCUGGCCCUCCGAGGACCAUGGAGCUGCGCCGUGUCCUGAUGCUGUGCCUGUUCUCUGGCUGGGCAGCCGGAUACAAGCAGGGGGACAAUGUGACUCUUUACGUCAAUAAAGUGGGACCUUAUCAUAACCCCCAGGAGACAUAUCACUACUACACAUUGCCAGUUUGCAGGCCAGACAAGGUGCACCACAAAUCCCUGAGUCUCGGGGAAGUGUUGGACGGUGACAGGAUGGCAGAGUCCUUGUAUCACAUCCGCUUCAGAGAGAACGUGGAGAAGAAAACCCUUUGUCAACUGACUCUGUCAGAGAAACAGGUUGACCAGCUCCGUGAAGCCAUCGAGGAGCUGUACUACUUUGAAUUUGUCCUGGCGGAAAUACCAAUCUGGGGGUUUGUGGGAUACAUAGAGGAGAGCGGCUUCCUGCCUCACAGCCACAAGGUGGGCUUGUGGACGCACCUGGACUUCAACAUCGAGUACAAAGGCGAGUCUGUGAUCUUCGCCAAUGUGUCUGUGAAGGACGUAAAGCCUGUCCCUUUAGAGGAGGGCGCGGGUGCUGCUGUGGGUGGGGUCGGAGUGGGCGGGGGCACCCUGACGGUGACCCACACCUACAGCGUUCACUGGUACGAAUCCAACCUGCCUUAUUCCCGGAGAGCGGAGCGCCUUAGGGAUUACUCAUUCUUCCCGAAAACUCUGGAGAUCCACUGGCUCUCCAUCAUCAACUCUCUGGUUCUGGUGGUGCUGCUGCUGGGCUUCGUCAUCAUCAUCCUCAUGCGCGUUCUCAAGAAUGACUUUGCCAGGUACAACGUGGAAGAAGAUGGUAGCUGCGAUGAUCUGGACCAAGGAGACAACGGUUGGAAAAUCAUCCACACUGACGUCUUCAGGUUUCCUCCCUUCAAAAGCUUGCUGUGUGCUGUGCUGGGAGUCGGAGCUCAGUUCCUGACCCUUGCUACAGCUAUUAUCAUUAUGGCUUUGCUGGGAAUGUUCAACGUACACCGCCACGGCGCCAUAAACUCUGCAGCCAUCGUCCUGUACGCUCUGACUAGCUGUGUGUCGGGCUACGUCUCCUGCAGCUUCUACACGCAGAUCAACGGCCAGCGCUGGGUGUGGAACAUCAUCCUCACAUCUGCUCUUUUCUCAGCUCCCUUGUUCCUCACUUGGAGUGUAGUGAACUCCAUCCACUGGUGGAGCGGCUCCACCCAGGCUCUGCCAGCCACCACCGUUCUCCUUCUGCUGGGCGCCUGGGUGCUGGUAGGCUUCCCCCUCACCGUCAUCGGCGGCAUCGUGGGAAAGAACCGAGCUGGUAGCUUCCAGGCACCGUGCCGCACCCGUAACAUUCCCCGGCAGAUCCCCCCGCAGCCUUGGUAUAAGCACACGGUGGUUCACAUGGCCAUUGGUGGCUUCCUGCCCUUCAGUGCCAUUUCCGUGGAGCUGUAUUACAUUUUUGCCACGGUUUGGGGCAGGGAGCACUACACCCUCUACGGGAUCCUACUGUGCGUCUUUGCUAUCCUCCUGUCAGUGGGAGCUUGCAUCUCCGUGGCCCUGACCUACUUCCUGCUGUCGGGCGAGGACUACCAGUGGUGGUGGCGGAGCGUCCUCAGCACCGGUUCUACGGGUCUCUUCAUCUUCGUCUACUCGGUUUUCUACUACAGGAACCGGUCUUCCAUGAGUGGGCUGGUGCAGAGCACGGAGUUCUUCGGAUACUCCCUGCUCACGGCGCUGGUCUUCUCUCUGAUGCUGGGCAGCGUGUCUUUUUGGUCGUCCCUCGCUUUUAUCCGCUACAUCUACCGCAGCCUCAAAAUGGAUUAAACCUGAAAAAGUUGUUACGAACGUCUUUUUACUGCUCAUCAUCUGGUUUAACAAGACCAGAAAAAAGGGGCCUUGAACUUGAUAUGACCUUUUAAGUUCAUACAAGCAAAUGGUGGAUAGUUGGAAGGAUUAUAUUAGAUCUAAGGGCAUGAUGGGAUCAAGUUAGAAUUUAAGGGACAAUUGGGAAUAAAUUAAUAUGAAGUACUGCUGUGUGGGGAAUCAUCCGCUUCGGCAAUCAAGGGUAGGCAGGACCAAUACGUGCACUUUACGUUACAUUCAUUAACAAAAGUGGUUAUUAACACUCCCCCCAUAUUAGACGCAAAAGAAAUCAUUCUGAGCGUGGUCCAAAGGAUUGUGUCCCUGCAGUGGAUAAUGGUCAAAAUUUGCCUCUCUGUUGCUCAAUCUUGUAUUCUAUAAUUGUGGAUUCCAGCUCUGGUGUAAAUAGUCUUUUGAAUAAAGUACUUUUCAUACAAA